AUGGCGGAACCCACUGACGCGACCCCCAUCCAAGAACCUUUCAAGGGAUGGCUUGCGACUGCAGUGAAGGAUUUCCGGGACGAUUUCAGGACUCUGCUUAAGGCGAAAUCUAAGCUGAAGAAGAUGAAGGAACUCGACGCUGAAGGAACAAUUCUGCACAGCAUCCGUACCAAAGCGAAGCGGAUUCAGGCAGAGUUUAUCGUCUCGAAAGCACUGGAGGUUGAGGAGAUCGCGAAGAUGGCUAACUCGCGUGUCACGACUCUGGCUACAAGGAUGGAGGAUUACAUACAGGGGCUGAACGCGGAUCCUGAUUUGGUGGUGUCUGACGCUGCCAAGGAGAAAUUUCGUUUACUCAAGGGACGCUGCAUCGAGAAAGCCCAAUCCGACAUCGCUGCUGCCAAGGAUGAUCUUACCAUCCGGGAGUUGGAAAGACAGCGUAAGAUAGCUGCUGAGGAUUUGAAGAAAGCUGUUGCGUCUGAGGAGGUGCAGGAGAUGGAGUUAGAACCUGCGUUAGAGGAGAUUCUCGCGAAGCAGGUUAAGAAGAUUGAAGACAAACUUCGCAAGGAAAUCACUGCGAAGGUUGAGGCCAGUCUUACGAAGAAGCUGCAGAAGAAUCUCCCUCUUAAGGAGCAAGACCCUGCGCAGGCCGCUGCUGCUAAUCCGAAGCAGAGGAGUACGGCGGGAAAGCAGAAAAGUCAGGAGAAUGGCAACGCUGCACCUGCUGGAUCCAAGCCGAGGAGGAAGCGUGGUGGGAAGAAAAAGAAUCAGAAGCAGAAUUCCAGCACCGACAAAGGCAAGCAGGCGGGAGGCCAAGUCAAAUCUGAUACGGCCAAGGGACCAAAAAACGGCGGAGGCGGCCCCGAAAAAGGGCCGCGCAAGAAGAACUAA
This is a messenger RNA of Closterium sp. Naga37s-1, 888 nucleotides long. The record is from the annotation of a GenBank genome assembly. Lineage: Eukaryota; Viridiplantae; Streptophyta; Zygnematophyceae; Desmidiales; Closteriaceae.